Molecule: messenger RNA, 1823 nt
Organism: Megalops cyprinoides (Indo-Pacific tarpon)
Lineage: Eukaryota; Metazoa; Chordata; Actinopteri; Elopiformes; Megalopidae
Product: protein FAM111A-like
Exons: 2
Coding region: 22-1344 (440 amino acids)
Source: RefSeq, a predicted model, not a curated record
AAGCCAAGUGCCUCAGAAACUAUGAUAUCAACUGUCCAGUUGGAGGAGGACACUACAGACCAGGUUCCUAAUGAGAAAGAGAACCAAAGGGAGAUGCACCGAAAGAAGGGCAGGAAAAAACGACCAUCGAUGAAAAUGUCGGAUAUGGAGACUUUGCAUAAACUAAGCAUGUCUGUCUGUCAGGUGUGCGUCUGCGGUAGACCUUGUGGCUCAGGCUUCCUACUCUUUGGUGGAUUUAUACUGACAAACGCUCAUGUUGUCAGGAACAUCCGAGACAGCGAAACAGGACGACUAUUGCCAUCUGUGACAGUCACCUUUGAAAAUCUAGGAAUUUCAGAAGUUCAUGUAGAGCUAAAACUCAUUGUUUAUCAACAUGGUAGUUCUCACCAUGUACUGGACUAUGCUUUGCUGCAGCUUGUGGAGUCACAGACAAUCGAGCUGCCUCCAGGACUGCUUAGUAUGUGUGGUCAACUCCCACAGCACGGUGAAAUCUACAUCAUUGGCUAUCCAGGUGGGGGUGAGAAAGAGGUAUCUCUCGCUGUCAUCGUUGAAUUUCAAAAACGAGCCAUAGCUUUCAGCGAAUACUUCAGAAAGAAUCCCGGCCACAUUGGAGCAAUAAUAGGGGCUUUGCUGAAGGAAAACUGGAGCUUUAAAGAAAUGGAGGAUCCCUACCUGAUGACCUAUGACACCAGCUUUUUGCAUGGUUCUUCCGGCUCACCUGUUUUCCUGUGCAACGGACGACUAGUCUCAAUGCACACUGGGGGCUACUCCUAUGAGGUGGACGGUGAAACAUACAGUAUCAUUGAGUAUGCCAUUCCCAUUAUGCCUGUUCUGGAGGACAUUAUGUGGCAGCUGUUAAACAGCAAAGAUAUACCAAUGCAACAAAAACUUGAGUAUUUUACAUCAUUCAUUGGUGAGGCCUGGAAGGGGUUUACCGAUAUGAUAAGAAUGAUCGCCUUUUGCCUCACUGAGGUUUUAAUGAGGCUCAGUGAAAACCAGCUACACCCGCUGGUACUGCAUGUUGUCCUGGGUGCCGUGGAGGUGACCGAGAAACAUGCUAAAACAUGGUUUCGUAAGGCACUAAGAGAGGCCAUGGAUAUGAAACCGUCAUUAAAGGGAAUAUCUAAACAGGGUCUGGUCGACCUGGCAAAGACACAAGAAGAACAGUCCAGUUUGCACGCUCUGGGCCAGUUCCUUUUCCCUGAAAACCAAAGAGGCGCAUUGACAGAUAUAACUGUAAAUACACAGGGUGCAAAUAAAUGGAGGAAGAGAGGGAAGGGGAAGAACAAAGGUGGGGGAAAACGAGGGGAGGGAACACUGCGCAAAGGAUUAUACAGACUUUAGAUUCAAACGGUGUUCUGUAUUUAAAAACCAAAGUCAUAUUAUUCAGAUAUUUGUUGGAGCAUUUGCACUGCUGGUGUAAAUACAUUUGUGAGUCUGCCUGAAAAAAGAUGAUGUCACAUGGCACAGUGCCACAUGGUGAUUGGGCAAGACAACACACACAAAAAUACUUUAAUCCUCUGGUCAUUUUACGCCCCUCUACCGGAGAGCCAGGAUUAAAAAUAGUGGUGUGGUAUAAAGAUAGUGAGGGCUAUCUCAAGGUUUGAAUCAGCAUCAAGUCAUGCAAAGCAGGAGUGCCAUGGAGCCAUGGUUUGGGUGCUGAAACAUGUUUAUUAUGCCAUUUCAUUUUAGUAUUUUGUCCCAUAUGUGGGAUUGCCAAACACUUUGGAUUUCUGAGUAUGCCAGAAAUGAGUAAACUCCAAGAGACUUACUAACCUCUGCUCAUUAGCCCAACUUGCACAUUGCAAUUAGUCAAGCCGAAA